CGCCGCAGUAGCUAGGGUCCGGCCGCCGGGGAGGAAGCGGCUGUCGCGAGCUUCUCGGGCGUCCGGGCCGAGCUGGCAGCUGGUUGGUGCUUGGACCUCGGCCGCGGCGGCGGGUCCCUCCACGUGCUUUCGGCGGCGACAUGGAGCUGGAGGAGUUGGGGAUCCGAGAGGAAUGUGGCGUGUUCGGAUGCAUCGCCUCGGGAGAGUGGCCCACGCAGCUCGAUGUGCCGCAUGUGAUCACCCUGGGACUCGUGGGGCUGCAGCACCGGGGUCAAGAGAGUGCUGGUAUUGUGACUAGUGAUGGGAAUUCAGUGCCGACGUUCAAAACACACAAGGGGCUAGGUCUUGUAAAUCAUGUCUUUACCGAGGACAAUUUGAAGAAGUUAUAUGUCUCAAAUCUUGGAAUUGGACACACGAGGUAUGCCACUACAGGAAACUGUGAAUUAGAAAAUUGUCAGCCCUUUGUUGUCGAAACACUUCAUGGGAAGAUCGCGGUGGCACAUAAUGGCGAAUUGGUAAAUGCUGCUCGAUUAAGGAAAAAGCUUCUGCGCCAUGGUAUUGGUCUGUCCACAAGUUCUGAUAGUGAAAUGAUUACCCAAUUACUGGCAUACACCCCUCCUCAGGAACAAGAUGACACUCCCGACUGGGUAGCAAGGAUUAAAAACUUGAUGAAGGAAGCACCCACAGCAUACUCCUUGCUUAUAAUGCACAGAGAUGUUAUUUAUGCAGUCCGAGACCCUUAUGGAAAUCGUCCUCUUUGCAUUGGCCGUCUUAUCCCAGUAUCUGAUAUAAAUGACAGAGAGAAAAAACUAUCAGAAACUGAGGGAUGGGUGGUAUCUUCAGAGUCUUGUAGCUUCUUAUCUAUUGGUGCAAGACCAGACAGUAUGUUUGAAGACCAGAUGGUUUAUACAGUAAGAUAUCGUUGUGGCCAGCAGCUGGCUCUUGAAGCACCUGUGGAUGCAGAUUUGGUCAGCACGGUUCCUGAAUCUGCUACACCUGCAGCUCUUGGUUAUGCAGGAAAGUGUGGGCUUCCCUACGUGGAGGUGCUGUGUAAAAACCGGUAUGUAGGAAGAACCUUCAUUCAGCCAAACAUGAGACUAAGACAGCUUGGUGUUGCAAAAAAGUUUGGAGUUUUGUCGGACAACUUUAAAGACAAAAGAAUUGUUCUUGUAGAUGACUCCAUUGUGAGAGGCAAUACCAUCUCACCUAUAAUAAAAUUGCUCAAAGAAUCCGGUGCAAAAGAGGUACAUAUUCGAGUAGCUUCACCACCAAUUAGAUAUCCAUGCUUCAUGGGAAUAAACAUUCCCACAAAAGAAGAGCUUAUUGCCAAUAAACCAGAAUUUGAUCAUAUUGCAGAAUAUCUAGGAGCAAACAGUGUUGUAUACCUGUCAGUAGAAGGACUGGUUUCAUCUGUACAAGAAGGGAUACAAUUUAAAAAACCGAAAGGGGAAAAGCAUGACAUUAUGAUUCAGGAAAAUGGAAAUGGUCUGGAGUGUUUUGAAGCCAACGGUCAUUGUACAGCUUGUCUCACUGGAAAAUACCCUGUGGAAUUGGAGUGGUAGCUGGGAGGGGCAGAUGUGUUGCUUCAAGAUAUGAAGGUUGUCAAGAAGUUACGGUGGUUACAUCUUGUCUAUUUACUGUUACUCAGCUGGUACAAUAUACGAUGCCACUUGCUUAUGUUUACCUUUGUAAGUUUGAGAUAUUUUUUUCUGAACAGAGUACCAAAGUGCUACAGUUGGAUCUCGCCAAUUGCAUAUAACACAACAGUGGGUCGUAUGCCUUUUUUCAUACAAGCAUUGGCUAGCCUUUUUUUACCUGGUCAGAGAAGGGAGCUAGUAAGUGACAUUUGCCAAAUCCAUAUUUUAAAGGGUUUGCAAGAGGUUAGACUUAAGAUAAUUGUGUUACAGACAGGACAGGUGAGUUAAAUAUAACCUACCACGCAAAGUUUGAAUCCAUUAUGCCCCGUACAUGUCUAGCCUCGACAGUUCUGGCUGUAGGUAGGACCUUGGCUUUUCUGUCCAACUAGAAAAAUCUUUAAAACAAAAAUAAAAGAUUAUUUUAUGCCUCAGUUUUCCCACCUGUGCCAUGGGAUACUUACUAAUUAAUAGAAAUGUGAAUGUGUCAAACUCUUGGUGAAAUUGGAAUGGUAAUUCCAAUUCCACAGAGUAUUAUUUCUUCCCUAAAUUUAAAUAAGAUAGUUCAUGAUUACUAGCUUUUGAAAAGUUAAUGAUUAUUAACUUUUUUGAAAUCCAUUGGCAACUAAGAUUUCAUUAAAUCAAAAAUUAGCUGGGCAUGUUGGCACACACCUGUCAUUCCAGCUACUUGGACAGCUGAGGCAGAAGC
Carlito syrichta (Philippine tarsier) is the source of this 2343-nucleotide messenger RNA. RefSeq names its product phosphoribosyl pyrophosphate amidotransferase (gene PPAT). Gene Ontology annotation, molecular function: amidophosphoribosyltransferase activity. NCBI's taxonomy places the organism in Eukaryota, Metazoa, Chordata, Mammalia, Primates, Tarsiidae. Gene Ontology annotation, biological process: purine nucleotide biosynthetic process; purine nucleobase biosynthetic process. The coding region runs from base 141 to 1562 and encodes 473 amino acids. The record is from RefSeq and is a predicted model, not a curated record. The transcript has 11 exons.